Molecule: messenger RNA, 1692 nt
Organism: Ictidomys tridecemlineatus (thirteen-lined ground squirrel)
Lineage: Eukaryota; Metazoa; Chordata; Mammalia; Rodentia; Sciuridae
Source: RefSeq, a predicted model, not a curated record
GCCCAGAGAAUACAGAAGCAGCCCUGGGAGCUGACCAUGUGCCUGCAUCGACUUCCUGCCUGGCUCAUCCUCGUGGCCUAUGGGCUCCUGAUGCUCCUCAUCCAGGGCCAGGGCCAGGACUCAGUCAGCCCUAUUCGAACCACCCACACGGGGCAGGUGCGGGGCAGCCUUGUCCAUGUGAAGGAAACCGAUGUGGGGGUCCACACCUUCCUGGGAAUUCCCUUUGCCAAGCCACCUGUAGGACCACUGCGCUUUUCAGCCCCUGAGCCCCCUGAACCUUGGAGUGGUGUGAGGGAUGGGACCUCCCACCCAGCCAUGUGUCUGCAAAAUGCAGAUGCAAUGAAUAUAGAGGUUCUGAACCUAGGGAGGAAAAACUUGCGACCCAACCCCAUGUCAGAGGACUGCCUGUACCUCAGCAUCUACGCGCCUGCACAUGCCCGUGAGGGCUCUAACCUGCCUGUGAUGGUCUGGAUCCAUGGUGGUGCCUUGGUGAUGGGCUCAGGUUCCAUGCUUGAUUGUUCUAUUCUGGCAGCCAUUGAAAAUGUACUGGUGGUCAGUAUCCAGUACCGCCUGGGAGUUCUGGGCUUCUUCAGCACUGGAGACCAGCAUGCCACUGGCAACUGGGGCUACCUGGACCAAGUGGCCGCCUUACGCUGGGUCCAGCAGAAUAUCGUUCACUUUGGAGGCAACCCUGAUCAGGUCACCAUUUUUGGCGUGUCUGCAGGUGGCACUAGUGUGUCCUCACUUGUGGUGUCACCAAUGUCCCAAGGACUCUUCCAUGGUGCCAUCAUGGAGAGUGGGGUGGCCCUGCUGCCUGAACUUAUCACCAGCUCCUCUAAAGUUGUCUCCACACCCUUCAAGAUGAUUCCUGCUGUGGUGGAUGGGGCCUUCCUACCUAGGCACCCCCAGGAGCUUCUGGCUUCUGCUGAUUUUCAACCUGUUCCAAGCAUCAUUGGUGUCACCAAUGAUGAGUAUGGCUGGCUCCUUCCCAUGUACUUGGGCCCCCCUGAAAUCCAGAACGACAUAGACAGAGAGACCAUGCGAGCUGUUCUGCAGAGAAUAUCAACACAGAGGAUGAAGUUGCCUGCCGAAUGUGCUGACCUGUUGAUGGAGGAGUACAUGGGAGACAACGAGGACCCCCACACCCUCCGACUCCAGUUCCAGGAGAUGAUGGCGGACUUCAUGUUUGUGAUGCCUGCACUCCAAGUAGCACAUGAUCAGAGUUCCCAUGCUCCUGUCUAUUUCUAUGAGUUCCAGCAUCCACCCAGCUUCAUUAAGGACCUGAGGCCUCCACACGUGAAGGCUGACCAUGGUGAUGAGUGCAUCUUUGUUUUUGGAUCCUACAUCAAUGGCAUCAGAGUUGAGCUCACUGAGGAGGAGGAGCUGCUGAAAAGGAGGAUGAUGAAGUACUGGGGCAACUUUGCUCGAAAUGGGAACCCCAACGGAGAAGGUCUACCCCACUGGCCACUGUUCGACCAGGACCAGCAGUACCUGCAGCUGGGCAUCCAGCCUGCUGUGGGCCAGGUCAAGAAGGCACACAGGCUGCAGUUCUGGACCAAGACCCUGCCUCAGAAGAUCCAGGAGAUAAUGGGAACUGAGGACAAGCACACAGAAUUCUAGUUUCCUUGUCAGCAAGGGAGGGGUGUGCUAGGUGUGAUAGGAACUUCCUGUGGUGCCCACACAUGCCCAUCC